Messenger RNA from Pieris rapae (cabbage white), 2466 nucleotides. Its product is annotated as fatty-acid amide hydrolase 2-like. Lineage: Eukaryota; Metazoa; Arthropoda; Insecta; Lepidoptera; Pieridae. Bases 320 to 1963 code for a protein of 547 amino acids. The transcript has 12 exons. The record is from RefSeq and is a predicted model, not a curated record.
GUGGAUUGCGAUUGUGUUUAUUUAAAUAAUUUCCAAUUCCGAUGUUCCAAUGGAAAGUUUUAACUUUCAACAGAAUUUUUGAAACAAAUUUUUGAACACGUAUAUAUAUACAGUUUUACAGUAAAUGAGUUUAACCAAAUGGCCAAUACAGACACGAAUUAAUUAAAAAGGCUGCUGUUCGUCGUACGAUUGGACUUUGUUUCUUGUAGUGUUCACAUACUAGUAUGAAUAUAUUUCUGCUUUAAUUAGAUUUUAUUAUUGUCUACUAAAUCCGGUCUUCGGUAUAUUGUUUUCAUUAGGUAAUUCCAUAUAUUGUACUAUGUCAUUAGUAAAAGAUAAAUCUAUAAGGACAGAUAAUAAGAAAGAGUGUAGCAAUAAUAAAACAAGUAAGAUUUUGAAAGGUGUCACCAUGAGCUUAUUGAAGCAAUUAUUUUUCUGCUUUCGCUUGUAUCUGGACAUGUUCAUAGAUUUUCUAUUUUCAUUAUACUGGGAUGGACAGCGUAGAACAAUACCAUCAUUGGAGAAAAAACAUAAUUUGCUUAAAGAAAGUGCUGUGACUUUGGCCGCAAAGAUAAGAAAUAAGGAAUUAAAAUCAAGAGAUUUAGUGGCCGCUUGCAUUGAAAGGAUUAAAAUUGUAAAUCCAUAUUUAAACGCAAUAACUGAUGAGAGAUUUGAGGAUGCUUUAAAAGAUGCAGAAGAGGUGGAUAAAAUAAUAGAAAAGGGCUUGUCAGACGAGGAAUUCGAGAAGAAACCCUUCCUAGGUGUUCCAUUCACGGCGAAAGAGAGUCAUGGUGUGCUUGGUAUGUUACAUACACUCGGUGUGACCGCUAGAAGCGGCGCACGCGCAACUGAGGACGCGGAAUGCGUACGUCUAUUGCGAAAUGCCGGUGCGAUACCCGUAGCCGUCACCAACGUACCGGAGAUUAAUAAAUGGCAAGAAACACGCAAUAUGUUGUUCGGACAGACUAACAAUCCAUACCACACAGGCCGAACUGUCGGAGGCUCUAGUGGGGGUGAAGCCGCUCUUUGCGCAGCCCUAGCUAGUCCUAUAUCGCUGUGUUCCGAUAUCGGUGGUUCGACUCGUAUGCCUGCAUUUUUCUCUGGACUUUAUGGUCUCAAUCCUACAGCUGGUCACACUAGUCUUAAAGGAUCGGUACUCCGAACGGGUCUGAACCCUACAAUGGCAUCCAUUGGCUUUGUAAGUAAACACCUGGAAGAUCUGGCGCCUCUCACUAAAGUCGUAGCCGCAGAAAAAGCGGAUCUACUCGACCUGGAUAAGAAAAUUGAAAUUAAGGACGUGAAAUAUUUCUUCACGGAGUGUGCCAAGGAUCUGCGCGUGAGUCCUGUUUGUUCUGAACUGAGGAAAGCUAUGAGAAGAGUAAUAAAGCGUCUUGCUGACGAGAGCCCCAAUUCCCCAACACCGUACUAUCACACUGGGUUUAACUAUAUGUACUCCUUGUGGAGGCAUGCUAUGACCAAAGAGAACGAACGCUUUGCAAGUCUUCUUCUCGACAAUGCGGGAGAGGUUCACGGGUUAACAGAGUUGGGGAAGAAGUUGCUUGGAAAAUCUGAAUUUACAGCUGCAGCUAUUAUUAAAUUGUUGGAUGACCAAGUGUUGCCACCUGUUAGCAAAGAAUGGGGAGACAAACUUACAGAGGAAUUGAAGAAAGAUCUUGUGAACACCCUUGGUACAAAUGGUGUGUUAAUAUUCCCAUCGGCACCUCAGCCUGCGCCAUACCACUACAGCCUGUAUCUUCGGCCAUUUAAUUUCUCAUACUGGGGGAUAUUCAACGUUCUGCAUUUGCCUUCCAUUCAGAUCCCUCUGGGCCUCAACGCGGAAGGCGUUCCGCUUGGAAUCCAGGUGGUGGCUGGUCCGCGGCAAGAAACUCUCUGCCUGACAGUUGCCAAACAUUUGCAGACUAUGUUCGGUGGAUAUGUGCCGCCUUGUACUAUUCAUGAUUAAAAUAUAGUAUGCAUAUAUUGGGGCUUGGAUUUGGCUUAUGGUUAAAGGUUAUUGCUGCAUUUAUUGACGCUUCAGCGUGCGAAUCUUAUCCUUAAGGUCGUAGUUUCGAUUCCCGACUGUACACCAAUGGACUCUCGUUCUGUGUGUAAAAUUCCCUCGAAAAAAUGGUUUGUACACCCAAAAAAGUCGAUGGCGUGUGAGCCCUAUUUGCAUAUUAGAUAUAUAAUGAUUUUACAUGUAUAUAUCUGAUGCCCAGACCUAAAAGGUUGUAACGCCAAGGAUUAUAUUUUAAUAAAAUGUUUACAGCGCCAUCUAGUAGUCUUUGUACGAAAACAAUAUUUUUUUAAUGGAUUUUAAAUAUAUUAAAAAUGUUAUAUUGUAAAAAUACUUUAAAUUGUAUGAAUUAAACAAUACUCCAUUGAUUUGUUAUACUCUAAUUGGUGAUAUAUUUUAUACUGUUGAGGUGAAGGUAAUGUUGGAUAUUUUAAUAAACUGUUUUUUUU